Messenger RNA from Closterium sp. NIES-67, 3146 nucleotides. The record is from the annotation of a GenBank genome assembly. Lineage: Eukaryota; Viridiplantae; Streptophyta; Zygnematophyceae; Desmidiales; Closteriaceae.
GUGGCAGCGUGAUCAUGGCGUCAAUCCCAAGGCCACGAACAAAUUUCUGUUCACGUUUCUUCCGCCUCGUAUCUGCGACCAUCAAUGAUCGCCAUUCCUCGCUCUGGCUCUCAGGCACUGAAAGCAGCUGCAUCUCUCCAGCAUCUGCGUCGUAAUGUUUCCUUAGCCGCCAUUUCCGCGUCCUCCAUAGCACCCGCACUUAGCCAGCUGACAGCACACAGGAACACGCGCUGGCCGAAAUGCCUCCUUCCCCAUAGCCGCCUCGCCAGCAGCUGUCCGGUUUAUCUCUUUUCCCGCUCUCAACCUCCAUAUUCUCCUCCGUCAAAGCUCUCUCCGCAUCUCCCGCCGCUUUCAUCAGCACCUGACGAUAGGAUCUUGCGCAUUGGCGUUCGACCUGCUCGCUGUGCCAGCAUGGGGUAUGGCCACAGCAACGCCGGAAAUCCGGAGAAGCCGGCAGGUGCAGGACCGUCGGAUCUAAGCCCGGAAAAGAGGGAGGGGGGCACGAGGAGGAGGGAGCGGACGAGGGGGGGGAAGGGGACGAUGCGGGGUGGAGAGGAAGAGGGAGGCGAGAGGGGCAAGGGAGGGGAUUCUAGGCGAGUUAAGGAGAGGGUGACUAGAGAUAGAGGCAACAAUGGGGCAAAUGGGGGGAAGGGGGAACGCAGGGAGCGUGGGGAGCGCAGGGGGGGAGGCGGAGGUGUGGGGGGAGAAGAGGGAGCCGCAUUGAUGAUUCCGGAGUUCUUGGCUGUUGGGGGGGGAGCAGGCGCACGGGGGAAAGAGGGUCUGUCGCUCCGUGUGGUCUCCUACAAUGUUCUGGCUCAGGCAUGUUAAGCUGUGACUGGCUCUUGCAUGCGAUGCUGUGUCAUGCGAAGGCAAGCACUGAGAUAUGCCUGUCACUGAGGCAUAUCUUUGAGGCGCCUCAAAGAUAUGCCUGUCACUCCGCGUGGUCUCCUACAAUGUUCUGGCUCAGGCACAUGAUUUUUGAGUCGACUCAAAAAUCUCCUGCAGGCCUGUCACUCCGCAUGCUCUCCUACAAUGUUCUGGCUCAGGCAGGUUUCGCUGCCCUGUGACAUUGCUUGUUGCAAAUUAUCCUCCGUUCAGUGUGUACUUGCUUUCAGUGUACAAUUGAACAUUACUCUUGUGUACUUUCUUUCAGUAUCCUCGUUAACAGCAUUCCUGUCAGGUACGCCAGCCAUGGCUGGCUGACGCACGUAUGGAUCAUUCACUUCAUCUCUUGCCUGCGCCACCAUGCGAAGCUCUCUUCCUUGCUACUUGCAACACAGACUCACUGUGUCUCUCUGAGCAUGCGCAUGUGCAUGUGCAUGUGUAUUUAUUUCUGUGACCAUGUGCGCAUGUGAUAUCCAUGUCUGUCUGUGUGAGUAUCUCUCAGGCAUACGUCAAGAGUGAGCUAUUCCCCCACUCACCACCGCAGUGCCUCAGGCAGAGGAACCGCUUCAAGGCGCUUCUGACUGUGCUGCCAGCUCUCUCUGCUGACUUCCUCUGCGUGCAGGAGAUGGACGAAUACGAGGCGGUGUAUCGCCAGCCCAUGGCAGCGGCAGGCUGGGAGAGCGUGUACAUGAAGCGGCCUGGCAAAAAGAGGGAUGGGAGCGGCAUAUUCUACCGAUCCAGCAGAUUUCGCCUGCUGCGCUCGCAGCCGAUCAGUUUCAACAACCUGAUUCCUCCAAUCCAGCAGCCCCGAGAUGUCACAGCAGCCUUUUCAGCACCCAGUCCCCACUCGUCUGAAGAAUCCGCCCGCACCACCACCAGUCCUCCCGACUCGUCUGAAUCCCGUGACCUGUGCGACCCCCAUGUCCGGUUCAAGCGCGACUGUGUCGCCAUUGUGGCCGCGUUUCAGGAGAGGAUGGGAGAAGUGGCAGAGGAUGGGGAGAGCGAGGCGGGAGGGGGGGAGGUUAGAGAAGGGACGGGAGGGAGUGGAGGUGGGGGUCAGAGUGAGAAGGAGAGAGAAGGGGAGGGAGGGAGUGGAGGGGAUGUAGGGCAACAGAGACCGGGGCGAGUGGUGGUGGUGGCUUCCUCUCACAUCUUCUGGGACCCCCAAUGUGCUGAUGUGAAGCUGGCUCAAGCACAGUACCUGCUGCAGCAGGUGGCACACUUCCGAACCUCCUUAGCAUCGACAUUGACGCACAGCCACUCGUGUACAGUCACAAGCACAGGGGUCAUCACACCAAUCACCAUCAUCUGCGGCGAUUUCAACUCCCUCCCUGGCGACCCUGUCUACAAGUACUUGACGUCAGGAGCAGCAACACCAUUAGAAACAGCAGCAGGAAGAGCACCAGAAGCCGCAACACCAUUAGAAACAGCAGCAGGAAGAGCACCAGAAGCCGCAACACCAUUAGAAACAGCAGCAGCAGUGGGAAGAGCACCAGAAGCCGCAACACCAUUAGAAACAGCAGCAGCAGUGGGAAGAGCACCAGAGGCCGCAACACCAUUAGAAACAGCAGCAGCAGUGGGAAGAGCACCAGAGGCCGCAACACCAUCAGCUGCUUCCCCCACGGCACCCAUACCACUGGCAAGCCUUCAUGCCACAGCUGGCAGCCUCCUAUUGGCUGCUGAAUCAGGUGAUGAUGGAGUUGGAGCAGGAGGGACUGGGGGGGCAGCAGCAGUACCAGAGGCACAGACACUGCCAACCAACGGCGGGGAACAAGUGACUGGUGAUCUGGGCUAUAAUGCCUUGAACAGAGAACAGGUGACUGAGAGACAGGUUGGGCAAGAGCCGGAGCUAUCAACAUUCAACCCACCCUUUUGUGGAACGAUUGACUAUGUCCUUAUAUCGAAGGACGCAGGGUCAUUUUCAGUGGAGUCUACUCUUUGGCUCCCUAGCAGGUCGGACUCUAGGCUUGGCAAGGGGCUUCCGAAUUUGUAUUUCCCCAGCGAUCAUCUCCCUGUAGGCGGUGACAUCUGGUUUGCGUAACAAUGGAAACCUGCAGCCCAAAUUGCAAGCCGUGCAGGUCUCAAACACUGCAUUUGAAACCCGAUGAACAGAGCAGAGCAGAGUAAUCAGGCUCCAGUCGGGGACUUCCCCCUUUCACGGGACAUGUAGCCAUUAAGCGUUAGGGUGGGCAGCAGCGGAGAGGAAAAACUUUAGCAAAAGAGUGACAGUUUAAAAAGAUACCCCUGUUCAAAAACCGAGA